Messenger RNA from Ficedula albicollis (Collared flycatcher), 2921 nucleotides. RefSeq names its product synaptotagmin 14 (gene SYT14). Lineage: Eukaryota; Metazoa; Chordata; Aves; Passeriformes; Muscicapidae. The record is from RefSeq and is a predicted model, not a curated record. The transcript is spliced from 5 exons. Bases 19 to 2172 code for a protein of 717 amino acids.
GCUGCAUAGGCUGGACAAAUGGCGUUUUUUAGAAACCUUCACCAAAAUCUGAGCCUUCCCUCUGUGUCUUCCCUGGUGGACACGCUCAGCAGUGCUGUGGAUGACCUGGCCAGUGUUGUUGGGGAGGUUGGCUACUCUGUAGCUGACUCAGUGACAGAGCAAGUAACGAGCAUGAUCAAUGGCCUGCGGGCAGAAGAUGAGAGCUCCAGAACGCAGGGUGAUAAACCUGUGGAAGGCAGAGAGGAACACACACCAUCAUUAACUCGUUCUCAGGAAAUUAAUAUGAAAACAAAGAGAAGUGCUGCAGAACAUGAAGAGACUCACAAUUCCAAUUCAUUAGAUUUUGUGAAAAAAGGUACAAGUCAAGUUGGAGUAUCUGACCGUGUCUUGAACAAAAACCAGUUAAGAGGCACAGAUAAUAAUCCUUUCAGUGAUCCAGAAGUACCUCAGGAUUUGAAGACUGUAGGAGGACCUUUUAAAAGGGAAGUAGCAAGAGGAAGUAGUGAGUGUUUUGUAAAUGAUAAGUUCUUGAGGGACGGUAACCUGAAAAGCAAAAACCUUACAGUGGAGCAAUCUAUUGAGGAGCAAGAUAAUUGUCUAUAUGCAGUAUCAGAUAAUUUGAAGAAUCCUGAGCAUAAAAAAGUCAAACCGCAAUCACCUGGAGCUGAUUUUAAAGAUUCUGAUAAAGUUCACAGUAAGAAUGUUCCCCAAGAUUUAGAAACAAAACAGAAGGAGAAAUUAUCAGACUCCAGCUUGAAGACGCACAGUGACCGUCCCAAUUGCCUUAAUGAAAUCAAAGAAAAGAAAUCCGAAGCCCUCUUAGAGAGAAAAAGAAAACCUCUCUCAAAGGAGGAAGACAGUGUGUCAACUGGAGUUGAAAAUGAGGGUAAAAGGAAAAGCUCAAAGAAAUUAGAAAGAGAGCUAUGUAAUAAGAAGACAGCAGGAAAAGCGAACUGCAUUCAGAGGAUGAGAAGAACGCCUCCGCUGGAUGAACUGCAGCCGCCUCCGUACCAGGAUGACAGUGGCUCUCCUCAUCUUUCCUGCACGCCUUCCGAAGUUGGAGACAGCAAAUGUGAAUAUUCCCAGUGUAGCAACAGCCCAAGGUGCUCAUAUAAGUGCCCAAGUGAGGGAAGCACAGGACACGAAAUAGAAAGCUUCCAUAACAAAGGAUACGAAGAGGAUGUUCCCAGUGAUAGCACAGCGGUUCUUAGUCCAGAGGAUAUGUCAGCUCGAGGAUCAUCUUCACAGCUUCCUAAACCUUUUGAUCCUGAGCCAGUAGCUAAAUACGGCACACUGGAUGUGACUUUUGACUAUGACUCACAGGAGCAGAAGCUUUUGGUGACAGUGACAGCUGUCACAGACAUUCCAACAUACAGCAGGACAGGUGGAAGCUCGUGGCAAGUACACCUAGUUCUUCUCCCUAUAAAGAAGCAGAGAGCAAAAACCAGCAUCCAGCGGGGACCGUGCCCUGUGUUCACAGAGACAUUCAAAUUUAAUCACGUCGAGUCUGAGAUGAUUGGGAAUUACGCGGUUCGCUUUCGACUGUACAGCGUACGGCGCAUGAAAAAAGAGAGGAUUGUGGGAGAAAAGAUUUUUUACUUGACAAAAUUGAACCUUCAAGGGAAGAUGUCAGUGCCAGUGAUACUGGAACCUUCUUACAGUCUGCCUGGUUGUGACUCUCAAAUGAGCAUGUCAGAAGUGUCCUGCAGUGAAAGUACCUCCUCUUGUCAGUCUCUGGUACAUGGCUCAGCUCCAGAAAUCCUCAUUGGCCUCCUUUAUAAUGCUACAACUGGAAGAUUAUCAGCAGAAGUGAUAAAAGGCAGCCACUUCAAAAACUUGGCAGCGAACAGACCACCCAACACCUACGUGAAGUUAACGCUGCUGAACUCGAUGGGGCAGGAGAUGUCCAAGUGCAAAACCUCCAUCCGCCGAGGGCAGCCGAACCCGGUGUACAAGGAGACCUUCGUGUUCCAGGUGGCCCUGUUCCAGCUCUCGGACGUGACGCUCAUCCUGUCCGUCUACAACAAGCGCAGCAUGAAGCGGAAAGAGAUGAUCGGCUGGAUUUCCUUAGGGCUCAACAGCUCGGGAGAAGACGAGCUCAACCACUGGACUGAAAUGAAGGAAUCGAAGGGACAGCAAGUCUGUAGAUGGCAUACUUUACUGGAAUCCUAAGGGAUGGUAGAAGGUGCAGCCGUGGUUCUGAGGGAGCUUGUUCUCCCAGGAAGGUGGUCGUCCCAGGUCGCAAUCAGCAGAUGCCUUGUGGGAGUGAAAAAUGGAAACUGCGGUCAACAUUCCAUCACAAAGGAUGCACAACCUGCAAAAUGGUGGGAUUUAAUAUAGGAUCUUCACUCGGUGUCAUGAACUUCCUUGGUGUCAGAGGAGCCUUGCUGUACACAGAUACGAUAGCGGUCCCUUCCCCAUCCACCUGAUGCUGUAUUUGUUUGGGUUUGUUUUUGUGAUUUUCAAUUCAGAAACAUUUUGUGCGAGGUUCUCCAAAUUAAUGUAAGCUCCUCCUUGUGUACCUUUUGUAUUGCUUUAAUACUGUAGCUUCUGACCUGCCUGCAUUCAGAUUAAAGGUCAAUAGUUUGCACUUCGAGAAAAAAGUUAAUGGUCUGUAAAGCAAAAGUGAAAAAAGAAGAAAAACCACUGGCGAAAGAACACUGAAUAAUAUAGCAAAUAGAAAUAUACUGUUGUUUUGCACUGAGUUUCUUUCCAGGAGUUUGGUAAAGUAAGUUUUCAUUUUUUGAUAUGUAGUUGGUUUGAAAAAUAUUAGCAUUUGGGCAUCAGGUGAACUUUGACAUCAAACUAAUGUUUCUUCAAUCUGUGACAGGAACGAGCUCUAUAUAUGGCAAAAAUUGGGGUUUUCCCUCUUGCCUGUACUUCUGCCUAAUCCAAAGAGACCAGAUCAUUAGUUUGGUCCC